Alternaria rosae is the source of this 2077-nucleotide messenger RNA. RefSeq names its product D-lactate dehydrogenase mitochondrial precursor. Gene Ontology annotation, biological process: lactate catabolic process. Bases 211 to 1863 code for a protein of 550 amino acids. Gene Ontology annotation, cellular component: mitochondrion. The transcript is spliced from 10 exons. NCBI's taxonomy places the organism in Eukaryota, Fungi, Ascomycota, Dothideomycetes, Pleosporales, Pleosporaceae. Gene Ontology annotation, molecular function: FAD binding; D-lactate dehydrogenase (cytochrome) activity; D-lactate dehydrogenase (NAD+) activity. The record is from RefSeq and is a predicted model, not a curated record.
CGCUCUUACUGUGCUUGCCGUUCGGCUUCUAGAUCCACAAAAUGCGUAGGCCAGCCUUGCAACCGUCUUCUCCUCCACUCUUCUAUCAUACUAGUUCGGUAAGUGCGCCCUGACCCGUAGUCAGCGAAAGUGGAUUCCAUUUCUAGUGCUUCCCAGCAUCUCAACAACUGAUUGCAACUUCACUUUCCCUUCUUCGUUGUCGAUUUCGUCAUGUUCCGCCAGCCAGCGGCGCGACUGAGGCAAAUAACCUCACCCAUCUUCAAGCGAGGUGGCGCUCGUGCACGCACUGGACGCGAGCAGACCUUCAGAGCCGAGCAACUUCAAAGGCCAUUUUGGAACUCUGGACGGGUCUUGCUAUUUUCCGCGGUUACCGGAACGACCACCUACUUCUACGGCGCCAAUGACGAACCGCACAGAAUUCAGAUGCCAUGGAAGAAGUCAUCUGGGCCCCAAUAUGCGUCCAAGUACGAGAUGGAGAAGGCGAUUUUAGAGCUUAGGGAUGUUCUUGGGGAAGACACCAUUAGUACCGACGACGAGGAUUUGCACCGACACGGAUAUUCGGAAUGGUCGUCUAUCAACAUCGACCAACUUCCCGUUGCGGUAGCGUAUCCAAAGUCAACCGAAGAAUGUGCUACCAUCGCCAAAGUCUGUUACAAAUACAAGAUACCGAUGAUCCCAUAUUCUGGGGGAUCAAGCUUAGAGGCCAACUUCUCGGCCCCAUUCGGUGGCAUGAGCAUUGAUUUCUCGUUCAUGGACCAGAUCUUGGCUUUGCACGAAGAUGAUAUGGACGUAGUAGUUCAGCCUUCCGUACCCUGGAUGAGUCUCAAUGACCAGAUCAAGGACUCUGGGCUGUUUUUCCCUGUCGACCCUGGCCCAUCGGCUCGAAUUGGCGGUAUGGUGGGUACAAGCUGCAGUGGCACCAACGCAGUCCGAUACGGCACGAUGAAGGAUUGGGUCAUCAAUCUGACCGUAGUUCUUGCCGACGGCACGAUCAUCAAGACCAGACGUAGGCCUAGGAAAUCAUCGGCCGGCUACAAUCUCACGAAUCUUUUCGUCGGCUCCGAAGGCACCCUGGGCAUAGUGACUGAGAUCACUUUGAAACUAGCUGUAGUACCCCAAGAGACCAGCGUCGCAGUCGUCACCUUCCCCACGAUACGAGAUGCCGCUGCCGCAGCUUCCAAGGUGUUGCGCGCCGGAGUGCCGGUGGCUGCGAUGGAGAUAAUGGACGACGUGCAGAUGGGCGUAAUCAACAAAGCCGGAUCAACAGCCAAAAAGUGGAAAGAAUUGCCGACUAUGUUCUUUAAAUUUUCGGGGACCAAAGCAGGGGUACAGGAGAACAUUGAGCUGGUGAAGUCGAUCUCCAGAAAACACAAGAGCGGGGAUUUUGAAUUCGCUGUCAGCGCCGAGGAACAGAAAACACUGUGGUCUGCGCGCAAGGAGUCGCUAUGGAGCAUGCUGGCGCUCCGUCGUGAAGGCGACGAAGUUUGGUCAACAGAUGUCGCCGUACCGAUCUCCAGGCUACCAGACAUUAUCGAAAUCUCCAAGAAAGAGAUGGAUGACCUCGGUCUCUUCGCGAGCAUCCUAGGUCAUAUCGGAGACGGAAAUUUCCACGAAAGCAUCAUGUACAACAGCAAAGAUCCCAAAGAGCGAGCGGCUGUCGAGAAGUGCGUUCAUGACAUGGUCGACCGUGCGCUUGAGAUGGAUGGCACAUGCACCGGCGAGCACGGCAUUGGGCUGGGCAAGAAGGAAUCAUUGCAGAAGGAACUCGGUCUCGAUACAAUCAACGUGAUGAGAAGUAUCAAGGGCGCAUUGGAUCCGUACUGGCUGAUGAACCCGGGAAAGAUCAUGGACGCUCAGGCAUAGAAUCGCAUGUCGAGAUGGCGCAUUUACUGUUGUCUGAAGUUCUUCGACGAGCAUGCAUUUGGAGGACGCCUGAUUAUGCGGUGCAUCUGCGAGGGGCAUAUAUAGAUUUCUCUCCGCCUCACCGUUUUGUGUUGUUUUGGUCUGGUAAUAAAAACUGUUGUUCGUGGCAAGACAGUCGGCAAAUGAGCGCGUUCGUGACCUCCGUGAUCGGCUG